AUGCACUCACGUGUUGCUGCUGUGGAGGCACCCCGCACACACAACCGUUGCCGCGUGACCGGAUCCAGCGGAAGGAGGAGGGAAGGAAGAGAGAAUGAGCCGCAGAGGCCCAACAUGUCCCGGCAUCACUUCUAUUCUGCGGUGCCGCUCCUCCUCGUCGUUAUGAUGUGGAUGUGCUGCAACACCUGUGUUCCCGCAGCCGCUGAGGACAGCAAUUCAGGGGAUGUGCGGCUGCCGCAACGGGUCGGUCUCUUUUUGCCGCAGAAGACGUUGGUGCUGCCGAAAGAGGGGGCGGGUCCGGGUGAAUUGAAGGAUGCGUUUGCCUCACCCUCUAUUGUUGUUGCUGGAGAAGUAAUUGUUGCUAUUGCUGAGGGUGAGAAGAAGCAUAAUGAUCCGCAGCAUCCAGCCGCCAAAACCCCUGCGGUUGAUAUUGUUGCGGGGUACCUCAACGCUACGGAGCCGUGGCCGUCCAUGGUCGCCUAUAUCACCUCCAGUAAGUGGCAUGCACAAACCGUUUUUGCCAGAGAAACCCCAAAGGAUGGGUUGGGCAUGGCGA
Messenger RNA from Trypanosoma cruzi, 556 nucleotides. RefSeq names its product trans-sialidase, putative. The transcript has a single exon. The record is from RefSeq and is a predicted model, not a curated record. The annotation marks the transcript as partial. Lineage: Eukaryota; Euglenozoa; Kinetoplastea; Trypanosomatida; Trypanosomatidae.